This is a messenger RNA of Galendromus occidentalis (western predatory mite), 894 nucleotides long. Its product is annotated as histone H2A. Bases 51 to 428 code for a protein of 125 amino acids. The transcript has a single exon. Gene Ontology annotation, cellular component: nucleosome. Gene Ontology annotation, molecular function: structural constituent of chromatin; protein heterodimerization activity; DNA binding. The record is from RefSeq and is a predicted model, not a curated record. NCBI's taxonomy places the organism in Eukaryota, Metazoa, Arthropoda, Arachnida, Mesostigmata, Phytoseiidae.
UUCGCGUGACUGUGUCUGGCUAAUCCGUUUGUGACCACUCCGAAUCAACGAUGUCUGGACGAGGAAAAGGCGGAAAGGCCAAGUCCAAGGCAAAGACUAGGUCAUCCCGAGCAGGACUCCAGUUCCCGGUUGGUCGUAUCCACCGUUUGUUGCGCAAAGGCAACUAUGGCGAGCGUGUCGGAGCCGGCGCUCCGGUGUACUUGGCUGCCGUGCUCGAGUACCUCGCCGCUGAGGUCUUGGAAUUGGCGGGAAACGCUGCCAGGGACAAUAAGAAAACCCGAAUCAUUCCCAGACAUCUCCAGCUGGCCAUCCGGAACGACGAGGAGUUGAACAAACUCCUGUCUGGUGUCACCAUCGCUCAAGGUGGUGUGCUGCCAAAUAUUCAAGCAGUGCUCCUACCCAAGAAAACGGACAAAGCCGCGGCUUGAUCCGUCUGAUGGAUCUCAAAUCGAAACAACAGUCAGUCCAGCUAAUCUCCGAGGAGCGAAGGUGUUGUUCCCAAUGAAAAAUUGAGUCUCGAGCACCAUUGCCUUCUAUCACCCUUCGCCGUCUGCCUGAAUCGAGUCAGAGUGGAAAGUUUGUCACGGACUCGGCAUCUUGUGCCAAGACGAUCCGAGAAAAAAUCGAGAACAGGCGAUUAGUCCCUUCUUGUGAUAUGAAGAAUUGUGUCAGAUGUGGACUGGCGUAGACGACUGUGCUCGGAAAACCACUAACUUAUACAUGAAAAAUCAAUGUGCUACUUGUAAGCUAAAAUCCAUGGUUCCAAAGAGGACUAACUAGCUUCUCAAUGAAGGUGAUACUGGGAAAAGCAAGGCAAAAGACAUAAAAUAAACUUUUGAGCUGUAAAUAAAAAUGGAUCGUGUCGGAUUUAAUAAAGACUUUCGAUUGUACCGA